Molecule: messenger RNA, 1184 nt
Organism: Megalops cyprinoides (Indo-Pacific tarpon)
Lineage: Eukaryota; Metazoa; Chordata; Actinopteri; Elopiformes; Megalopidae
Product: protein phosphatase 1 regulatory subunit 36
Exons: 9
Coding region: 162-1184 (340 amino acids)
Biological process (GO): negative regulation of phosphatase activity
Molecular function (GO): phosphatase binding
Source: RefSeq, a predicted model, not a curated record
AGGAAAAGAAAAAGAAGACCAAAGCGGCCAGUUCCCAAGAACAUUCAAGUAAGCGGCCGGAAAGGUUUGCACAGUCCUCGUCAGCCUCCAGCAAAGGACAGACUAAUGCACGAGCCCCAGCAGAGAAGAACACUGUUGGAGAAGCCCAGCUGAAUGCCUACAUGAUGUGUCCCAAGAAGGGCAACAAGAACUGUGUCACCAUAGAGGAUAUUAAGCAGGCCACGGUCCUGCUGCUACAGGAGGAGUCUGUCCCCAUCCCUCUGUCCUUCCUGCACGUAAUGAAGCGCCCUGAGCUGGACACGUUUCUAGCCUCCCUCCUGCUAUACAUGUCCUGCUAUUUUGAGAGAGAGACUCUGGAGAAGAAGACCACGCCCCAUAUGAUGGAACAGAGUCUGACGGAGCUGAAAAUGCUGGCGGAAGCGCGUGCCAAAGUGGACCUGUCCCUGAAGCAGCUGGCCAUCCACUACUCCACGCUGCUCCUAGAGGUGUCCCUGCCCUUGCUGUCUUCCCGCAGGGGAAAAGCGUCAUCCACUAACAAGGACAGAGAGUUAUUUGAGUGCCUCUAUAGCUUCUUGUGCUACGCUGCAUGGGUGACAUUCAGCCGGAAGGAUCUUCGGGGCAUCCAGGAGGAGGUGGGCAGGCUUCUGUACUCGGACAUCUUCAACCCUGCACGGAAGAUCCGGGACAAGGAGAGGAAGGCCGUCCAGGCCCAGAAAGAGGGGGAGAAGGAGGGCAAAGAACCUCCCCCCACCGCCCCUGACGAAAGCGAGCCAGCACGGAGGCUGGACCUGAGCAAGGUGCUGACACAGCGCACCCCGCUGAUGGAGGCCCUGCUACCACCUGUGGGGCAAGCUGCCUCGCAGCUGUCCAGCACUGCCCGGUCGCAGAAUGACCCCAUGAUGCAGAUCAGCCCCAAGGAGAUCCUGCUGGACGAGCUCAAUGCUCAGCUCGCCUCUCUCAGUUUUGGGAUCUUGGGGAAGCCCCUGAGCCAGUUCAGCGGGCCCACCCUCCUGCCACAGGGGGUGGAGAGCAAGGACGAGGAAAAGGAGGAUGAGGAGGAGAAAGACUCCGGUAACCGAACACAAAGCAGGAAGACCUCCGACGUGGACAAGCUCGGCGGGCCCAGCCGGGAGAACGCUGUCUCCAGAGCCACCACCGAGGGAGUGAGCUCGGACCCAGAGUGA